UCCUCCUCAUCCUCUCCUCACGAGCGCUGUCCGCGGUGCUGAUGUCGUUGUGACGUCGGCGAUCACACACACUGCAAUUAAAGUGGUGUCGUAUCAAGUGAGUCACGGAGUUAUAGAGGCGUUUGUGUAGCCCCUCGUGACGAUCAUUGAUAUUGUUGGUCGUCUCCUUGAGCAAAACGGGACAAAGAGGGUGAGAGAGAGACAGGGGCACAGAUUGAGAGAGAGGGGGACAGAGUGAGAGAGAGAGAGUGAGAGAGAGCGUGGGAAGGAUAGACAUUGUCGAGAUAUAGACGGACUUCUUUAGCUUACUUCAUCGGCUGAAGACUCGGAAAGACAGGAUGGAGAGGAUGGAAUCCAUGGAGCCCAUCUCGGCGCUCUACACGACGGAUUACCCCGAGAUCCACCCGGAGGAGAGCUGUCGCUCCGCCGGCAGCCCGCUGGGCUCUCCGUCCGCGCCGUCCUACAACGAGGAUCUGAUGCACAAGGUGGGCUUAGUUGGGGACAGUGGCGUGGGGAAGACGUCCCUGCUGGCGUUCGAUCAGGGGAAGUUCAUCCCUGGGUCCUUCUCCGCCACCGUGGGCAUCGGCUUCACGAAUAAAGAGGUGACUGUAGACAACGUGAAGGUGAAACUACAGAUCUGGGACACUGCAGGACAGGAGCGGUUCCGGAGUGUAACUCACGCGUACUACCGUGACGCCCAGGCCCUCCUCCUACUCUAUGACAUCACCAGCAAGACAUCCUUCGACAACAUCAGGGCCUGGUUAACAGAGAUCCAUGAGUAUGCACAGAGGGACAUAGUCAUCAUGUUGCUGGGCAACAAGGCUGACAUGGCCGGUGAAAGGGCGAUCAGGAGGGUGGAGGGAGAAAACCUUGCCAGGGAGUACUGUGUUCCCUUCAUGGAGACUAGUGCAAAGACCGGAGUGAAUGUGGAGAUGGCUUUCAUUUCAGUGGCCAAGGAACUGAAACGCAGAUCGGUACGGCGCCCGGACGAGCUAACCUUCCAGAUCCACCAGUACGUCGAGGCAGAGGAGCCGAAGCUUACCUGCUGCAGCUACUUCUAGCUUCUAAACCGAUAUAGGACACCAGACCCCCCUUCAGAUACUUCAAGCUGCUAAACAGUUAGGCACCAGGACCCCUUCAGAUACUUCUAGCUGCUAAACAGUUAGGCACCAGGACCCCCUUCAGAUACUUCUAGCUGCUAAACCUCUAGGCCCCGGCCCCCCUCAGAUACUUCUAGCUGCUAAACCGUUAGGCACCAGACCCUCCUUCAGAUACUUCUAAAGCUAAACCUCCAGGCUCCAUCUCACCCACUUUGAACAACUAAACCUAUAGGCUCGACCUUUCUCUCAUCUGCUUUAACAGCUAACCCUCUGGCCUCCACCUCCGUUUUAGCUACCUUUAACAAAUAAACCUCUGGCCUACAGCUCCAUCUCAGCUACCUUUAACAGCUAAACCUCUGGCCUACACCUCCAUCUCAGAUACCUUUAACAGCUUAACCUCUUGUCUCCAGCACCAGCUCUCGUUCACUCCUGGGAACGUCCUUCAAUGGCUCACCAAACAAGGCAACGCUCAUCUGGACACGGUCAGGGGGUUAGAAAUUGACAGGGCGGGGCGGGGGGGGGAAAACGUACCAGAACCAUAUUUGAAGUGAAGGAGCAAUGGCAAACAGACCGUACAUCUCUCCUAAAUCAGACAACAGGUUUGAGUGACUUUUAAUUCUCCACUCUUUCAAAAAUGGAGGAUGUGCUGUUUCCCGAAGACAGCCCCGGGAUUGACAAGUGCACCUUCUCAUGCUGAGCUCAGCCCUCAGAGUGCAGACGGACUCACACAGCGAUCGUACACUCGGGCCUCUGAUCAAGAGCCAGGCUCACGGACACAAGUCAGCAUCUUUUUCUUUUUCUCAGCACUCAGUGAUCUUAUAUAAGCAAACCUCUUGGGGGAUUGAUGCACCGAGGACAACUGCUCUCUCUCUCUCUCUCUCUCUCUCUCUCUCUCUCUCUCUCUCUCUCCUCUCUCUCUCUCUCUCUCUCUCUCUGCCUUUAUCUAUACGGCUCUCUAUCUCUCACUGUCUCUGCCAUUUGUAUACGGCUCUCUCUCUCUCUGUCUCUGCCUUUAUCUAUAUUGCUGUCUCACUUUCUCUCUCUUUGCCUUCGUCAACAUAGCUCUCUCUCGCUCGCUCCCUCUCGCUCACUCUCUCUUUCUCGCAUCGCACUCUCUCUUGCACUCUCUCUGCAUUAAUCUACAUUGUUCGCUCUAUCCAAUAUAAGAACGCUCAGGGACAUGUUGUUUACUAUGAGGCUGAGAACAAAGUCCCCCCCCCACCACCAGCCCAUGGUUUCUUUGGAUAGAACAUAUGUCGCUGACAUCACUCUCUUGAUAAACUAAUCAGUCCCUCUCGGAUUAACCAUUGAACCAGAUCCUUUGUCAUGGGUUUCCUUCGGCAAUAGAUGAUCAUCGGUUUAUUGUGAAACCACACACGUCAUAAGGGAUUGGUUUUGUACAACUUGAGGGAAACCUGUUUGCGUUGUGAACACUGUGUAACUAUAUUAUAAGACAAAAAGUCUUAACUAAUGUUUAAGUGGUUUUAUCAUCGUCUAUAUUAUCUAGGAGCUAUUUUGUGUAACUUUGAGGAGGACUUCAUUUGGGGUUGCAUGUUACUGCAUGUUGCCAACAUCAUGUGCAAUGCAAUCCAUUUUACUUUUGGAUGUUGAGACAUUCUGAUUUGCAUAUAAAUUAUAUAAAUUAUGAUAUAUUUUGACAAUGUUUUGUAUUGAAAACGUCAUAAAAGUUAUUAUUGA
Messenger RNA from Gadus morhua (Atlantic cod), 2798 nucleotides. RefSeq names its product ras-related protein Rab-37-like. The record is from RefSeq and is a predicted model, not a curated record. NCBI's taxonomy places the organism in Eukaryota, Metazoa, Chordata, Actinopteri, Gadiformes, Gadidae. Gene Ontology annotation, molecular function: GTP binding; GTPase activity.